GUUUUGACUUUUGAAAUUUAGAAAACACAUUGUUUUGUUAUUAUUUAUACAGUAAAAACGUGUUUUUAAAUUAAAAAGUUGAAUAUAUAAUGCAAAAAUGAGCGAUAUCAUAGAAAAUGAUGAAAUCGACCGAGACAUUGUAUCGGCUGAAGAACUGGAACAACAAUUUAGUAAGAAAUAUAACUUAUUAACCGAAACUGCAGUUACACUUAGAAGAUCGUAUAUAAAUAAAUUGAGUGUUACAAAAUCUUUAAAAGUAGCCGUCAGUCAACAAGACAAUACAAUUGAAGUAUACGAGUUAACUAACACAGCUCUACGGUCGGUGUGUCACUUGAGUGGACAUGACAAGACACUCACAGAGGUGGUGUUCCACCCCAUUGAUGAUUUCCUGCUGUUUUCGACCGGUCUCGAUGGAUUGAUCAAAUUAUGGGAUACAAGAGCGAAUGGCGCUUGUAUACAGGAAUAUAGAGAGGAAUCAGACUGUCAGAUACGUCCCUACGAGUGUAUGGAUAUAUCAGACAUAGGCAACGUGUUCUGCAGCGGCAGCCAGCUGGUGAAGGAGGACUCCUACAUUGUGUUCUGGGACCCAAGAUCUGCCGACCCUCUUGGUGGAUAUUGGGAGAGCCAUACUGAUGAUGUUACCCAGGUAAAAUUCAAGCCCAACACAAACACAGUGCUAGCAUCGGGAAGUUCCGACGGGCUCAUAAACGUAUUCAACCUCGUGGAACAGCAAGAAGACGAGGCCCUAGCAUAUUCUCUCAAUGUUGAGAACUCGGUGGAGAAGAUCACCUGGUUGGAUGGGGAGAAGAUCAGCUGCAUCACGCAGUCCAAUGAUCUGCAGCUGUGGAAUACCACCACGGGGGAUAUGGUGAAAGAGUAUGGACGGGAUAAAGUGGCUAGGAAUAUUAAGAGGAGCCGAGACGACGAGUGCUACUUAGUGGACACGUUCAGUCUGUCCGACAACACGCACUGCCUGCUCGCUGGCUCACAUGCCGGGGAAGGCAACGUACUACGCUCACUGACGAUAUCGGACAAGCGCCUACAGCCCGCGACCGACUUCAACAAGAACAAGCAAGUGGUCCGCUGCUGCCAUUAUGAUAGUGCUAGAGAUUUAAUGAUCACAACGGGAGAAUCUGGUCUUAUAAGCGUGUGGAAGACUGACGUCACAUCAGAGACCAAACCCACUGACUGCAAGAUCAACAACCGACAGCACGAGCACAGGCACCGACCGUAUUAAUUGUUUAAAUAUAGCCAAUAAAUGUAUAGAAUCCUA
Molecule: messenger RNA, 1273 nt
Organism: Colias croceus (clouded yellow)
Lineage: Eukaryota; Metazoa; Arthropoda; Insecta; Lepidoptera; Pieridae
Product: WD repeat-containing protein 89
Exons: 7
Coding region: 98-1237 (379 amino acids)
Molecular function (GO): protein binding
Source: RefSeq, a predicted model, not a curated record